GUAUUGAAAAACACUAUUCCACGGUUUCAUUAUAAAACUGGAGAGUGUCAGCGUUCUAUUCUGCAAGGAAGACCCUGCAAGAGUCAGUAAGGGUGGAUUACAGGGCUCAGACACAUCAAUUUAAUCAACCUGAAUUGCAGGACAUUGUAUAAGAUUUGUACCCAAGAUGAGGUCACAAAUCCUUCCUUAUGUGUUGCUGUCAAUUUUACUCAGGAUUUGGAUAGUUCAUGGAUCUUUUGAUAUUAAAGAUGUUAAAGUGUUAAAGUGCAGAAUCGCAGGUGUGGGUUUAGUACAAAACUCCACUUACAUGUUUAACUUUACAACAGCAGAAAUCGUUUGCCAACAGUUGGGCUUAGAGCUAGCUACCAAAGCACAGGUUGAGAAGGCUAAUAGUCAUGGAUUUGAGACAUGCAGCUAUGGUUGGGUAGCAGAACAGACAGUUGUUAUUUCACGGAUUCAUCAGAACGAAAAAUGUGGCCAGAACAAAACUGGUGUCCCUACUUGGAGCAAUACUCCUAACAAGCCUUUUCACGCUUAUUGUUUCAAUUCAUCAGACACUUGGAUUAACUCAUGCGUACCUGAGAUAAAGACGACUGUUCCUCCCAUUAAAGAGGAGCAAACAUUUUCCUCUGCGCCAUCCUUAUCCUCUGUAUCAAUACAAUCCUACAACAAGACACAACAAACAGAAUCACAAACCUCAUCUGCAGCGCUGCGGGCUUCACAGACAACGUCUAAAAAUAAGGAAUCUGCAACGUUUCUCUCCCGACUGAUAACAAUAACUACUUUGAGCACGGAAAUGACCACAGUUGUAUUUACAAAUGAACCCCCAGAAAUAACAGGAAACCAAGCAAAACUAAAGAAUAAUCCAGUUACAUUUGGAGGUUUGCCAGCGGCCCUGCUGGCAUUAGCGCUGAUAUUUUUUGUAGCUUCUGUCGUCCUGGCAAUUUGCUACGUAAAAAAGUACAAAAAAAAUCUGAUAAUCACAACAAAGAAACAGCAAAAAGAAGCUGUAGAAACUAAACUAUUUAAAGAUGUCACCACAGAAACAGAACAAAAAAUAAAUGGAAUAGACACUGUGAAUUCAAAAGAAAGUUCUGUUUCUACAGGAAAUUGCAUGGAAGCAGAAGUUUAAGGACCCCCCAUGUCAAGUUCAACACAGGAUUCAGAAAUAAGACAGUUCAUUGAAAUGGAUGCAUGACUUGGUGUCCUGACUACUGAGGGCAGGUGACGUUUAUUUGCAAUUCGCCUGUCAAUACAUUUUAAUGCCAGAGGAUUCAUAUAAUCGGAUACCAGCUAUUGUCAUUUAGAGCGUGGAAAAUACCAGCGGAACUAUACAGAGCUCUGCCACGCUGAAUUAGCCUUUUAGUGUCCUCAUUUUUUUCCAUAUUGUGUAAGUUGCAAUAUUUUCAAAUUGGACAUUCUAUGUUUGCUGUUCAUGAUAUAUAUAUUUUUUUGUACGAUAACAAAAAUGCCUUCGCUAAUAGUGUUAGAAACAUAUAUGAGCCAUAUAAUAAAAUGUCUCAGAUCAUGCAAAACGAGGGAUGUAUAUUAAGGGGACAAUAAAGUCAUAAUUAGACAUUCAUGAUUUAGACAUAGGGCUCGAAUUAUCAUUGUGCACACGCUGUUGGCAUUUAUCAUUGCACAAGCAUUUCUAGUCAAUUGGUCGCUAGCAGGGGGUGUCAAUCAACCCGAUUGUAUCAGAUCCGGCUGAUUGCUGUCUGCCCCCUCAGAGGUGGCGGACGAGUUAAGGAGCAGCAGUCUUAAAGGGACAGUAUACACCAAUUUUCAUAUAACUGCAUGUAAUAGACACUUCUAUAAAGAAUAAGAUGCACAGAUACUGAUAUAAAAAUCCAGUAUAAAACCAUUUAAAAACUUACUUAGAAGCUCCCAGUUUAGCUCUGUUGAAAAGGUAGCUGGAACACCCACUGCAAGUGGUAAAUAACAGACCCUCCCCCCCUCUGCAUAUGGAAAGACCCUUUACACACACAGAAGCCAGCUGGAGUAGGUAUCUGUCGGUAUUCUCCUAAAACUUUGGGGCUUGGUUAGGAGUUUGAAAAUCAGAGCAAUGUUAUUUAAAAAUAAGCAAAGCUAUAAAAAAAUUUUUUAAACAACCUUUAUGGGUUAUAUUAAUGGAUUAUCUACAAAACAUUUAUGCAAAGAAAAAUCUAGUGUAUAAUGUCCCCUUAAGACCGCUGCUUCUUAUCUUAUGUUUUAGCGGAAACUGAGACUACAGGGGUAGAUUGCAUCAUCCGCUGCUUGUUUAAUCUACCCCAGAGUAUACAAUUUUAAACAACUUUCCAAUUGACUUAUAUUAUUUAUUUUGCUUCCUUCUAUUGUUAUCCUUUGUUGAAGGGUUUAUCUAGGUAAGCUCAGGAACAGCAAAGCACCUAGGUUCUUUUUUUUUUUUUUUUUUUUAUAAUUAUUUAUUAACCAAUUCAACAUUCCAUUCCAUUGACAAAAAAAAAACAAUAAUGCAAUACAAAAAAAAAAAAAACAUCUGAAGUCCCUAAUACAAACGAUAGACUUAUUCUUAGUGUCACAACACAUUUUUUGUCAUCACAUUAUUAUACAUAAAUUUAAAUAAAACACACUGCACCGGGCAUUUGUAGAUAUGAAUCUAAUUACAUUAACGAGAGAAAGAAGAUACUUCUAUGAAAUCAAUAAUUGUUACUAAAACCCUAUUUGCAUGUUGAAAUUGGAAAUUUUCUAUAUAUCAUAAAAAGAAAAACAAUAAAACAAAACAAUACAAAAAAAAAAAAGGGAAUAAUUCUCUCCCACCCCCUCCGUCCCCCAUCCCCACACCGACCCCCAGUGGCUAACUACGCAGGAUAUUCAUUAUUCGCUAUAGCUUGUUCCAUAUAUAUUGUAAAAGGUGCAAUUAUCUGUUUCUGCAUAUUUUCUGGUAUACUAAUAAUUACACUUUUCCAUUUGCAAAAAAAUUUUUUGACUUGAGCUUCUGAGUUUACUGAUGUAUCAAUUUGUUCCAAAAUAAUUUGAUUUUGAAGCUUUUGCUUAAAUUCUUUCAAGCUUGGGGCUUUUUUAGAUUUCCAAUAUUUCAGGAUUAAAAGCCUUCCUGUAAUAAUUAUAGUAUUCAAUUGACAAAUGUUUUUAAGAACUGUCUCUUCUUGAUUAAUGAAAAAGAAAACAUUCUUAUCCCUUAUUUGAAAAUUACAUUGAUUAAUUUUACUAACCUAGGUUCUAGUUGCUGAUUGGUGGCUGCAUAUAUACGUCUAUGGUCAUUGGCUCACUCAUGUAUUCAGUUAGAAACCAGUAGGGCAUUGCUGCUCCUUCAGCAAAUGAUACCAAGAGAAUGAAGCAAAUUUGAUAACAGAAAUAAACUGGAAAGUUGUUUAAAAUGUUAUGUUCUACCUAAAUCAUGAAAGAAGAAUUUUGGAUUUCAUGUCCCUUUAACUGUAAAUUCCCAUAUACAGCAAUAGUUGCAUGUUAUUUUGCGUUUAUGUUACUGUAUGUUGCCUUCAUUUUUUAAUUUUUUGUUGUCUUUCGAGAACAUUUGAUUUAUGUCCAAAUUAAUCAUCUCACCUAUUGGGGCAAUUACUGUCUAUUAUGAUUCAAUUGUGUUACCUUGGCAGUGCCAGGGAUUGUAUUUAUAACGGCCUCCUUUUGCUAUGUGAAAGUGUUGUAUUCAGAGUUGGCAUUUUAAGCCAUUAGAAUCCUGGCAGUUUAAAUUAAUUAUGGUGUGCAAAUUACAAAUCCAGCAUAACAGGACAAUCUGGUUCAUUCUUAUAAAAAUAAAAUUAAAAAAAUUUGCUAUUUUUUUCAAA
This is a messenger RNA of Bombina bombina (fire-bellied toad), 3782 nucleotides long. RefSeq names its product lymphatic vessel endothelial hyaluronan receptor 1 (gene LYVE1). The record is from RefSeq and is a predicted model, not a curated record. The transcript is spliced from 6 exons. Gene Ontology annotation, molecular function: transmembrane signaling receptor activity; hyaluronic acid binding. Gene Ontology annotation, cellular component: plasma membrane. Lineage: Eukaryota; Metazoa; Chordata; Amphibia; Anura; Bombinatoridae. Gene Ontology annotation, biological process: cell adhesion. The coding region runs from base 167 to 1132 and encodes 321 amino acids.